This is a messenger RNA of Prorocentrum cordatum, 738 nucleotides long. The record is from the annotation of a GenBank genome assembly. Lineage: Eukaryota; Dinophyceae; Prorocentrales; Prorocentraceae.
AGCCGUGCCGGCUUCAGACCCCGCUGCAACGUAGCCUCAUGCCUGUCCGUGAUACUGCCGAUGCGGCGUAGCCCGCUGCAGGGGCGCCCACGCCGACCCCAUGGUUCUCGACGCCGUCGCCAGCGGCCUCUUCAGCGCCGGCAGGCACCUGGCCAGCUCCACCUCCUCGGAGAUAGACGGAGCCGGCCUAUCCGCGGACACCUUCUACGCGGUGCGGGCCAACACCGCCACCCAGAAGUUCGAGAAGAGGUUUAGCUCCAUCGGCUUCAAGGUGAAGCGCCAGAAGCUGCACCGCGAGGACAUCCGGGAUCUCACGGAGCUCACCACGGCGCGCAUGGAGAUCUACCAGCUCGUGGGGACGCUGCUGCUGGCGUUCUGCAUGGGGUGGUACACGGACAGCGGCGUGUGGGAUCUGCCGGUGUGGUUCACGGACCUGUGGCUCAUCAGCAACUUUGCGGCGGUGGGCUACCUCCUGAUCUGCGUGUGGCUCUCGAUGUAUGCGGCCGUGGCCGCCAGGUCCGCGGGCACUCGCCUGCUCACGAGCUACGCCCGCCUGUCCAUCCCCACGCAGGCCGAGCUCGACGGGAUCAAGAACCCGAUCUUCUUCGACGCCCGCGAAGUGGUGAAGAAGCUCGGCUUCAUGGGGCCAGGCCGCACCGGCGACGCCGCGGCCGCCGCGGCCCCGCCGCGGCAGGGCGGCACGCCGCAGCCCGGCGGCCCGCCGAGCGCGCUGGCGGA